Molecule: messenger RNA, 312 nt
Organism: Schistosoma guineensis
Lineage: Eukaryota; Metazoa; Platyhelminthes; Trematoda; Strigeidida; Schistosomatidae
Source: the annotation of a GenBank genome assembly
AUGUUCUUCAACUGUAGAACUGUGGCCCUUAGCUUACCAGUCUUCGCCUGUACAUCUGCAGCAGAUCCUCCUUGUUCAUCGAUGAUGCUUCCCAGGUAUGUGAAGGAUUGUACAUCUCCCAGAGUUUCGCCAUCAAGUGUGAUUGGAUUGCUGUUCUCCGUGUGGCAGUUGGGGAUCUUGCUUUUACCCUUGUGUAUGCUGAGGCUUAGUGAUUCAGAUGCUGCUGCUACACUACUUGUCUUCAUCUUCAUUUGUUUGCGUGUAUGGGAUAGAAGAGCCAGGUCAUCUGCAAAGUCCAACUCGUCUAGUUGA